UUGUGUUCCUGUCUUAGCCAACAUGGCGGCAGGUGAGAGUCAAUAUUUUGUGAGAGAAAUUGAGAAAAACAACGGGUGUGCCUUAAAAGUGAAACAGUGCUACUUGGGAGACGUUGGCUGUGUUGUGUGGGAUGCAGCUAUUGUGCUUGCUAAGUAUUUAGAGACGAAGCAGUUUUACGAUCCGUCUUCAGGUACGAAUGUGUGGUCUGGUAGGACUCUACUCGAGUUAGGAGCUGGGACGGGAGUUGUUGGUCUGAUGGCAGCAACACUCGGAGCACAGGUAACAGUAACAGACUUGGAAGAUCUGCAGACCCUGUUGAAGGUAAACAUCCAAGAAAACCAGGAACUUAUCAGCAGUGGAUCCAUAACUGCCAAGGUACUGAAAUGGGGUGAAGAUGUGUCUGAAUUCUUGCCUCACCCGGAUUAUAUCCUUAUGGCAGAUUGCAUCUAUUAUGAGCAGUCAAUUGUUCCACUGGUGGAGAGCUUGAAGCUGCUUUCUGGACCAGAGACCUGCAUUAUUUGCUGCUAUGAGCAGCGCACCGAGGGUGUCAACCCAGAAGUGGAAAAGCAGUUUUUCGAGUUGCUUCAACAGAACUUCAGCUGUGAGAAGAUUCCUUCAGACAGACAAGACCCAGAGUUUAGCAGUCCAGACAUCCACAUUCUGCACAUUCGAAGAAAGGCCUAAUUUUCAGCCUCUUGAUUGUGAAAUAGAAACUUGAAAGCUGUACUGAGUUUGUGUAAGAUAUUAAAUUUAUUACCAAUUAUGCUUUUUAAA
Molecule: messenger RNA, 775 nt
Organism: Archocentrus centrarchus (flier cichlid)
Lineage: Eukaryota; Metazoa; Chordata; Actinopteri; Cichliformes; Cichlidae
Gene: vcpkmt
Product: valosin containing protein lysine (K) methyltransferase
Exons: 5
Coding region: 23-685 (220 amino acids)
Biological process (GO): peptidyl-lysine trimethylation
Cellular component (GO): protein-containing complex; cytosol
Source: RefSeq, a predicted model, not a curated record